Linum tenue is the source of this 1554-nucleotide messenger RNA. The record is from the annotation of a GenBank genome assembly. Lineage: Eukaryota; Viridiplantae; Streptophyta; Magnoliopsida; Malpighiales; Linaceae.
AUGGCGGAUGACCAUCAGAAGCGGAUAGCGAUCAUCGGAGCAGGAAUCAGCGGCCUCCUCGCCUGCAAAUACGCCCUCUCCAAGGGCUUCCACCCAACAGUCUUUGAAGCCCGAAGCAGCAUCGGCGGAGUCUGGAGAAAAACUCUGUCCACCACCAGGCUCCAAUCCCCAAAAUCAGUCUACCAAUUCUCCGACUUCCCCUGGCCGGAUUCCGUCACCGCCGAAUUCCCAUCUCAGGAUGAGGUCCUCGGUUACAUCCAAGCCUACGCCGCCCACUUCGGCCUGGCGAAGCACAUCAAGUUCAACACCAAAGUUCUCAGCAUCAACUAUAGUGGAGCGGCAGAGGACGAGACGGCAGCCGGCGACGUUUCGAGCUCCGACGGGAAAUGGGAGGUGGAAUUCUCCAGUGGGACAGAAUCUUUGGCAGGGAGUGAAGUUUUCGAAGCUGAUUUUGUUGUACUGUGCGUGGGGAAGUACAGCGGCGUGCCGAAUAUCCCUGAAUUCGCUCCUGGAAAGGAACCUGAAGCGUUUCAGGGGAGAGUGAUUCAUUCCAUGGAGUACACCGAUCUAAAGCCAGAGCAAUGUAAAGAUCUGGUGGAAGGGAAGAGAGUCGCCGUCGUUGGGUUUCAGAAACACGCUCUGGAUAUCGCUAUGGAGUGCUCUGCAAUCAACGGAAAGGAGAAUCCUUGCAAAUUGCUGUACAGAACAGAGCACUGGAACGUCCCUGAUUACUUGCCGUGGGGGAUCCCUCUGCCGAAACUCUAUUUCACUCGCUUUGCGGAGCUAUUAGUGCACAAACCAGGGGAAGGCCUCUUGCUCAGCUUUCUGGCAACAGUUCUCUCCCCAAUUAGAUGGGCGAUGUCCAAAUUCGUGGAGACCGACAUCAAGCACAAGCAUCGAUUGGCGAAAUACGGGAUGGUACCAAAACAGAGCUUUCUUCAGGAACUGAGUACGUGCUUGAUCUCGACGGUCCCUGAGAAAUUCUACGACCGCGUGGAAGAAGGGAGCAUCGUGCUGAAGAAAGCUCCGAGCUUUAAUUUCUGUCAGGAAGGGAUCGAAAUCGAUCAAAUUCAACAGCCGGUAAUUGAGGCCGACGUGGUGAUAUUCGCCACCGGAUUCAGAGGCGAAAAGAAGCUCCAGGACAUCUUCCGGUCGAAACGUUUCGGGGAAAUCGUCGUCGGCUCUCCGAACGCCGUCGUACCUCUCUACAGGGAAUGCCUUCCUCCGAGGAUUCCGCAGCUGGCGGUGCUGGGGUUCUCGGAGAGCAUCUCGAACUUGUUCUCGUCGGAGAUAAGGAGCCGGUGGCUGUCGGAGCUUCUCGACGGGAAGUUUAAGCUGCCGGCGAUCAAGGAGAUGGAAGAGGAGGCGGCGAAGUGGGACGAGUACUUCAAGAGAUAUGGCGGGGAGUUCUACCGGAGGUCCUGCGUUGGCGCGCUGCAUAUAUGGCACAACGACCAGCUGUGCAGGGAUAUGGGCUGGAAGCCGAAGAGAAAGAAUGGGCUUUGGGCUGAGUUGUUCGAGCCUUAUGGCCCAAUGGACUACGUCUGCUCUUGA